Molecule: messenger RNA, 1234 nt
Organism: Nicotiana tabacum (common tobacco)
Lineage: Eukaryota; Viridiplantae; Streptophyta; Magnoliopsida; Solanales; Solanaceae
Product: plasmodesmata-located protein 7-like
Cellular component (GO): plasmodesma
Source: RefSeq, a predicted model, not a curated record
UACUCGUUGAAACAGCCAUAGAAAUACCUCUCUCUCUCUCUCUCUCUCUCACACACACACAUACGCACACACUCUAUCUCUCUCAUCAUAGUACGUACAUACUCUCUCAAUUUCAAACAUGGCCAAAAAACUCCAUUUUCUUCUUACUCUCAUAGCCAUUUCCCUUUCUUUCUUCUUUCAUGUCAUCUCCUCCGAUUCUUCUGUCGAUUCUUUCGUCUACGGUGGCUGUUCACAGAUAAAAUACACACCAAACUCACCUUACGAAUCAAACCUCAACUCCCUUCUCACAUCCUUUAUUAACUCAGCCACUUACUCAUCUUACAACAAAUUUAGUAUCAUGGGAUCAACCAAACAAGACAUAUUAUACGGCGUAUACCAAUGUCGCGGCGAUUUAUCGAUGCCAGAUUGUGCUACUUGUGUAGCCAAAGCAGUGAGUCAAGUUGAUAAACUUUGUUCACAAAACUGUGGUGGAGCUUUACAAUUACAAGGGUGUUUUGUAAAGUAUGAUAACACUUCAUUUCUUGGUGUUGAGGACGAGACUUGUGUGUUGAACAAAUGUGGGCCGUCUAAUAAUGGGCUUAAUGAGGAUUCUAUGGGCCGUGUUUUGACAAGUUUAAAUGGGGCUGAUGGGCUUUAUAGAGUUGGUGGGUCAUUAGAUGUACAUGGUGUGGCCCAAUGUGUUGGUGAUUUGAGUAAUGGCCAGUGUCAAGAUUGUUUAUCAGAAGCAAUCGGACGGCUGAAAAGUGAGUGUGGUGGAGCUGCGUAUGGGGAUAUGUUCUUGGGAAAAUGUUAUGCUAGGUUUACAACUAGUGGAGCUCAUUUUGAUGCCAAAUCUAAUCACGGUUCUCAUUUUGAGAAUGAGAAGACAUUUGCACUUAUAAUUGGAUUAUUAGCAGGGGUUGCACUUCUCAUCAUUUUCUUAACUUUCAUAAGAAGAAUAUUUGGACGAAAUGGUAAAUAAAGAAUACAUACAUGAUCAACGUCAAAUUGCAUUCUUUUUGUUUUCUUUAUUUUUAUGUUGUCUUUUUCAAAAAGAUGAUUAACUCAAAGGCUUCAUUGAAAUGGGAGAUUAUGAAGAAAAGAGGAAGUCUAGGGAAAUGUACCAUAAAAGUGGAAAGUGAAAAAGGCUAAGAUUCCGCUCUUAACUUUAAUUGCCUUGUAAAGAAGUUAAGUUGUAUUUUGAUAUGUUUUCAUGUUAUGUUAUUUGAUUAUAAUGAAGUAUUCUUUUGUUUUA